Molecule: messenger RNA, 2718 nt
Organism: Cercopithifilaria johnstoni
Lineage: Eukaryota; Metazoa; Nematoda; Chromadorea; Rhabditida; Onchocercidae
Source: the annotation of a GenBank genome assembly
AUGGCGGAUAUCCCAGAAGAUGUAAAACUUGAACAACUAUUAGAGUUACGGGAGCAACUACGAGAGCAAAUCGAUCAACUUGAUGCGAAUAAUCCGCCGGAACCAUCUGGUAGUAUGCGAAAAAUAUCGAAAUAUCCUGACAGAUGCCAAGCAAGAGUUAGCAAAAAGGCCGAAAAGCGCCCCAAUUCCUGCACAGUAAAUGGUUGCUCUAACGAUAAGGUUGCAAAGGUCUCACUUCCAGAGGGUACAGAAAAUGAAAAAAAUGAACAGCCCAGUUGCAGUGGUGUAAUAAAACCAGAUGAGAAGGUUCAUGGUACUUGGAUUUUGGAUAUUCCAGCAGCAUAUCGCCAGAAUUUGCACCAGUAUCCCUCUCGACAUAUAUUAGAAUUAUCAUCGGAUAUAACUGGUACAGAAAAUGGGUCAAAGAAAUUGAGCUUACAUUCAAAAAUUGAUGAAAUAACACCAAAAGAAGUACCGAAAGCUGAAACUAUCUGUACUAGAAAGAUUGAGGACAUACCGAUGGAGGAGAGAAUGGAAGAAAUCUCAUUGAGUACUUUAAUAAGUUCAAUGGGAGAUGAAACUGCAAAGGAUGACAUAAACAAUACUGCUAGUGUCCAGAUAGGAAAUAUUGUCUCAUCCAAGAACAUCGAAAGCAGUUUUUCCAUUGAUGCUGAAAAAUUAGUACCACUACCGCCUCCGCCAUCUCCACCUCCGUCCACACCAUCAUUACCAUUGCCACCACCGCAGCAUCAAUUUUUAUCGUCAAAUGAAGUGAACUCCAUAGGUGAUGAGAACACAUUAUUGGAUGAGCAGCAAUCAGAAGGAGCUGGAGAACGCAGUAAAAGCUUAUCACGACCAGCUGAAGACAGUGGCAGUGAAUUGAAUGGAAUAGAUGGAAGAAAUAAUAAAGAUGACAAAGAUGCAUUCUUAUCUGAUGAAGAUGAUGGUGAAGAUAUCGACCUAUUGUUAGAGAAACCAGUAGAAGAUGCUCAAACGGGUAAAGUGAUUAUGCCAGAAGAUGGUGAAGUACGAGAGAAAAUAGUAUUAGCAUAUCGUGGAACAGAUUAUUUUGACGUAUUACCGGAAGGAUGGGUGGAAGUAACUCACAGUAGUGGCCUGCCCAUUUAUCUGCAUAAAUCUACACGGGUUUGUACGUUCUCACGGCCGUACUUUAUUGGUCCAGGUAGCGUUCGACAUCAUAAUGUGCCAAUUUCCGCUAUACCGUGCUUGCAUCAGCGACGGGUGCUUAAAGAAAUGGAAGAGGGUGCUGCAGCAAGUGCAGCUGCAUUGCAAAAUGCACUUUCCGAAUCGGUCGGUGUGCAAAGUGGUGAUGUUGCAUUUGAAGAUUCUGCAUUAGUAAUGGCGCGACUACAAGCGCCAGGUACGAAAGUUCAGACUGCUGAAGACUUCAAGGAGCGUCAGCUUGAUACAGAAGCAUUACACGAAUAUGCGAAAGCUGUAUUUAAAUUUAAAAAAAUUCAGACAUAUCGGUUCAACAAAUGGGCUGCGACGCGUAAUUUUCAUCGCCAACGGAAACUUGCCGAAGCUGGAAGACUUGGGAAAAAUGCAUCCUCUAUUGAGCUUUCAGUUGGUCGUCCCGCACUGCCUUCAAAUGUGAAAUUGAUUACUGUGCCUGCAUUGGAAACAAAUUUAAAACCACAGCAUCGUGGAUUUUUUCUUAAUCCACAAGGAAAAACAUCGGUCAGUGUGCUGCACGAGUAUGUACAGAAAGUUUUGAAAAGUACCAUCAAUUAUCAUUUCUCAGAGACAAGGAAUUCAUCAAUGCCAUACGGAUGCACAGCACGUCUGAAAAUGAAUUUAAAUAAUCGAGUACUUUGUGCAACAAGUGUCAAGGAAAAAUUAAUGCUUUUGCAAGAAAAGCAAAGACGAGAACAACGUCUACAAGAACAUGGCGAACAACCAGAUGCUGACUUUGUGAUUCUUGGAACGGGUUGCGGUAAUAGCAAAAAAACUGCUAAGCUGGAUGCUGCACGAAAUGCCUUAAAAGUUUUAAUACCGGAUGUAGAGUUUGAUCCGGAAGGUAUUGCUAGAAGCGAUAAGAAAGUGAAAGAUGAUGCAGAAAGCGACAAAGAAGAUGCAGUAGCACUAUUUGAUAUGUUGCCAAUAGAGGAUUCGAGAAUAUUUGAUUUAUCUGCUAGAGCUGGUCAACCAUCACCAUAUUUACUACUUCAGGAGUGCUUGAAACGAAAUGCAGCAUAUGGCGACACGGAGAUAAAAGUUCACUCGGUGCGAGUCAAACAUCAACGCCAUCAGUUCGAUAUGGACGUCGGCAAACAUCGUGUUUCUGUUAUAUGUGCAAAUAAACGUGAAGGCAAACAGAAAGCGUCCCAAGCAAUGCUCAAAAAAUUGCAUCCUAAUCUCGACACAUGGGGUUCUCUCAUACGCCUUUACGGGCAUGGAACACAACAAAAACAACAAGAAGCACGAAAAAGUCGACAAAGUAUCAUCAAAUUACAAGGAAAUCGUACUAGGGAAAGCUCAGCAUUAGAACCAAAUAAUGCAAUAUUGGAGAAAUUACGGAUGGAAAUGUUGAAAUUAUCGAAAUCCAAGCAAUCGAUCGAAACUUGUAAUGUACCAAAACGGCCAAAACUAUCCGCAACCAGCGAACCGGUAGAUGCGAUACAGUCAGCCCAGACUUCAGCCAAUUACGCAGCAACGCAUCCGGAUGCUUUAUCGGCUUUAAGAAUUGAUCUUUAA